Molecule: messenger RNA, 2406 nt
Organism: Tripterygium wilfordii
Lineage: Eukaryota; Viridiplantae; Streptophyta; Magnoliopsida; Celastrales; Celastraceae
Product: L-type lectin-domain containing receptor kinase VIII.1-like
Exons: 1
Coding region: 130-2265 (711 amino acids)
Biological process (GO): protein phosphorylation
Cellular component (GO): plasma membrane
Molecular function (GO): carbohydrate binding; protein kinase activity; ATP binding
Source: RefSeq, a predicted model, not a curated record
ACAUACAACCUCUCCUCUCUCUCUCUCUCUCUCUCUCUAAAUUUCCGUGACUUCACUCCUCUCUUCUCUGAAUUGUCUUCAUACUACGCCACAACAAGUCUAUCAUGGCGAUUCCAUGAAAAUCAAGCAAUGUUGUCUCUUUCUUCCCAUUUUUCUCGCGUUAGUACUUUUUUGCUCUACUUGCUGCUCUGUUUCUUCAACAAUCUAGUGAUUAUUUCCGCAGAAACUGCUGAAUUCGAUUUUGGGACCUUGACCUUGAGUAGCAUGAAGCUUCUUGGAGAUGCCCAUCUGAACAAUGGGAGUGUUCGACUCACUCGUGACCUCGCCGUCCCCAAUUCUGGAGCCGGAAGGGUCCUCUACUCCAAACCCAUCAGGUUCCUGCAGACUGGAACACGCUCUCCGGCCAGUUUCUCCACUUUCUUCUCGUUUUCCGUGACCAAUUUGAACCCGUCCUCCAUCGGUGGUGGACUUGCCUUUGUAAUCUCGCCGGACGAUGAGACACUUGGAAACGCUGGAGGGUUCUUGGGGCUUGUCGGUGACAAUGGGGUCGGGUUGGGAUUUGUAGCUGUUGAAUUCGACACUCUCAUGGACGUAGAGUUCACAGACAUUAAUGGCAACCAUGUGGGUUUGGAUCUUAACAGUAUGGUUUCUCCGCAGGUAGGCGAUUUGGGUGCUGUAGAUAUCGAUCUCAAAAGCGGCAAUCUUGUCAACGCCUGGAUCGAGUACAAUGGGUCAAGUCGCGUUUUCAAUAUCUCGGUUUCCUACUCCAAUCUGAAACCCAAAGUCCCAUUUCUUUCCUUUCCUCUUGAUCUUGAUCAGUAUAUUAAUGACUUCAUGUAUGUUGGGUUCUCGGGUUCCACACAGGGGAGCACAGAGAUUCAUAGCAUUGAGUGGUGGAGCUUUAGCUCUUCUUUUGAGUCAUCAAAUUCGGGCUCUGAUUCCGGUCCGGCUUCAGUUCCGCCGCCCCCAACGACUAGUUUGAUGAACCCAACGGCUAAUUCAGUCAAGUCACCCCCGCCUUCGUUGGCUCCUACGGGGUCUGAUUCGAACACUAGUGCUCAACAGAAGAGCACCAAGUCUUCUUCUUGUCAUAACCAGCUUUGUAAGCAGGGUCCAGGGGCUGUUGCGGGGGUUGUGACUGCUAGUGCUUUCGGUUUAGCCAUUUUCGCAGGUGCUCUGGUCUGGGUAUUCUCCAAAAGAUUCAAACGACAAAAGAAUUCAGAGUCAUUUGCAUCGGAGAUUAUCAGAAUGCCAAAGGAAUUUAGUUAUAAGGAGUUGCAGUCAGCUACGAAAUGCUUCAAUGCGAACAGAAUUAUCGGCCAUGGUGCAUUUGGUACAGUUUAUAAGGGAAUACUGCCCGAGACUGGUGACAUUGUAGCCGUGAAGAGAUGUAGUCAUAACAGUCAAGGAAAGAAUGAAUUCUUAUCUGAAUUGUCGAUAAUUGGAGCUCUUCGACAUAGAAAUUUAGUUAGGCUUCAAGGAUGGUGCCAUGAAAAAGGAGAAAUUCUAUUAGUCUACGAUUUAAUGCCUAAUGGGAGCCUCGAUAAAGCUCUGUUUGAAGCAAGAACACCAUUGCCAUGGCCCCAUAGACGAAAAAUUCUAAUCGGUGUUGCAUCCGCAUUGGCAUACUUGCAUCAAGAAUGUGAAAACCAGGUAAUUCAUAGAGAUAUUAAGACAAGCAAUAUAAUGUUGGAUGAAGGAUUCAAUGCCAGAUUAGGAGAUUUUGGGUUAGCAAGGCAAAUUGAGCACGAUAAGUCACCGGACGUAACGGUAGCAGCAGGAACAAUGGGGUACUUGGCACCUGAAUAUCUCUUAACAGGAAGAGCUACUGAGAAAACUGAUGUGUUCAGCUAUGGAGCUGUGGCUCUUGAGGUUGCUAGUGGGAGAAGACCCAUUGAAAAAGUAGCUAGUGGGGGCAAUUUAGUGGAGUGGGUAUGGAGUUUACACAGAGAAGGGAGGGUGUUAAUGGCAGCAGAUGCAAGACUUAAUGGAGAGUUUGAUGAGGGAGAGAUGAGGAAAGUGUUGUUAGUAGGGCUAGCCUGCUCUCACCCAGACCCCUUGGCUAGACCCACAAUGAGAGUUGUGGUCCAGAUGCUGGUGGGUGAGGCUGAAGUCCCAAUUGUUCCAAGAACCAAGCCUUCAAUGAGUUUUAGCACUUCUCAUCUCUUGUUGAGCUUGCAAGACAGUGUGUCUGACCUUAAUGACAUUAUCAAUCUCUCUACUUCCUCGUCAGAGCAUAGCUACAAUGGUGUUGAAAUAGUAUGACCCAGAUGGACGGUUGGUUUAGUCCAUACUCUUUUUUCUUAUUUAUUGACCAUAUAUGCUCAUAAAAACUAUAUAUUGAUUUUUUGUUCAUGUAACACAAUAAUGUAGUUUGAGUAACCAAGGUUUAGGAACCUUUAUGGU